CCUGUCCUCUUAGUCGGAGCUGCAGCUGUUGGCUUGCGUGCCUCAAUGUGUCACAGAGUCGGCCAAUGGUGUAAGAGGUGAUCAGAUGUGGCACUGGAUCUCAGAUGCAUGCAGGAGCUAUCGAUAUAACAGACGCCUCCUGCCGCAUUACCAUGCAUGUAAGCUGCAGCGAUGCACAAUCCGUCCACAUCUGCAGAGGGGAUAUGUGACAUGCGACAACUGCAUGUGAUGUACGUUAUAUGCCUAGCUACACCGCGCACAUUCAGGACUGACGCAAUGGUGAACGUACGCCUAUCUGUGCAGCGCUAUUUGUGUGAAUCAGCCCUGCACAUGCCCCGAUAGCGAGCGCACACGCGGCUAUACAGGCCCACAAGCAUUUUGCUUGUAUCAGACUUUAAGUCCAGAGAGGCAGGACGGGCGCGGGGAGGGCGCUCUCACAUAGGGAAAGUUCUGUAAGGCCCGGUCAUGCAGAUGCAUCAUUUCCAGGCCUGCAGGUCAGAGCGUAUACCUGUCACACCAGAGGCACACAUCUACGCACAACGAGAGGCAGCAUCCUUAACGGCAGUCCUCACUGCAGCAUCCAUAAAGGCAGACAGUGCUCAUCCCAGCAUCCGAACUCUCAGGCAUCCAUUACUUCAGGCCUCAUACCAGCAUCCAUCAAGGCAGACAGUCCUCGUACCAGCAUCCAUCAAGGCACACAGUCCUCGUACCAGCAUCCAUCAAGGCAGACAGUCCUCGUACCAGCAUCCAUCAAGGCAGACUGUCCUCGUACCGGCAUCCAUCAAGACAGACAGUCCUCGUACCAGCAUCCAUCAAGGCAGACAGUCCUCGUACCAGCAUCCAUCAAGGCAGACAGUCCUCGUACCAGCAUCCAUCAAGGCAGACAGUCCUCGUACCAGCAUCCAUCAAGGCAGACAGUCCUCGUACCAGCAUCCAUCAAGGCAGACAGUCCUCGUACCAGCAUCCAUCAAGGCAGACAGUCCUCGUACCAGCAUCCAUCAAGGCAGACAGUCCUCAUCCCAGCAUCCGAACUCUCAGGCAUCCAUUACUUCAGGCCUCAUACCAGCAUCCAUCAAGGCAGACAGUCCUCGUACCAGCAUCCAUCAAGGCAGACAGUCCUCGUACCGGCAUCCAUCAAGGCAGACAGUCCUCGUACCAGCAUCCAUCAAGGCAGACAGUCCUCGAACCGGCAUCCAUCAAGGCAGACAGUCCUCGUACCAGCAUCCAUCAAGGCAGACAGUCCUCGUACCAGCAUCCAUCAAGGCAGACAGUCCUCGUACCAGCAUCCAUCAAGGCAGACAGUCCUCGUACCAGCAUCCAUCAAGGCAGACAGUCCUCGUACCAGCAUCCAUCAAGGCAGACAGUCCUCGUACCAGCAUCCAUCAAGGCAGACAGUCCUCGUACCAGCAUCCAUUAAAGCAGACAGUCUUCAUUCCAGCAUCCUAACUCUAGGUAAGCCACUUUCUGGUAGUCAGGAGACUAAGGCUGGGUUCACACAACGGAUUUUGACACAAAAUUGGCUGUGGAAUUCUGCAUCAAAAUCCAAUUGCAUUCCACUUCCCAUUAAUUUGAAAGGGAAAUCUGUAGCAUAAUGCACAUAGUAAUCACAUUGAUUAUUAAACCAAGCUUUCUAAAAGUCCUUUUUUUUUUACAUUCCAGCAUGGCUUCUGAAAUGUCAAAAAAUAAAAACAAACACAAAAAAAGAAAAAUUAUAGAUGAAGGAAGAGUGUUCCAAGAAAAGUGGACAGAUGAAUACUUUUUUGUUGAGUCCAAUAGUAAGACAAUCUGCUUAAUUUGCAAAGAAUUAGUGCCAGUUUUCAAAGACUACAAUUUGAAAAGGCAUUACAUGACAAGACAUGCUGAGAAAUUUGCUGUGUAUGAAGGAAUGUGUCGUAAAGACAAAAUCGCUGAACUGAAAAAAAAAUCUAUCAUCUCAACAAAAUUAUUUAAAAAAAGUAUUGAUUCAAUCAGAUUCUAUUGUCAAAGCCAGUUAUGUGGUUGCAAACCUGAUAGCCAAAAAAUCAAAACCGUAUUGCGAUGGUGAGUUUAUUAAGGAAUGCAUGGAAACCGUGGCUGAUAUAAUUUGCCCGGAUAAAAAAGGGGACUUUUCAAAAAUCAGUUUGUCUCACCAGACUGUAGCCAGGCGAAUUGAAGAUAUAGGAAAAUCCAUCGAAAGAGUUGUGAAGAGUAGAGCUGCUCAUUUUAAAUUUUAUGCUAUGGCGAUAGACGAAAGUACAGAUUGCUACAGAUACAGCUCAAUUGGCAAUUUUUAUUAGAGGCAUUGAUGACAAAUAUAAUAUCAUUGAAGAAAUGGCUGCUUUAGUUCCACUGAAAGACACAACUAAAGCAAGAGAUUUAUAUGAAGCUGUGAAAAAUACAUUACAGCGAUUUUCUUUGUCAUUUGCUAACAUAUCUGGCAUAGCUACUGAUGGUGCCCCUGCAAUGAUAGGUAACAGAGAUGGACUUGUAAAAUUGAUAGAAGAUGAUGCAAUUGCCUCCCAAAAUUUCAGUAUGAUGAAAUAUCACUGCAUAGUACACCAAGAAAAUUUAUGUGCAAAAGCUUUAAAGAUGGCUAACGUCAUGCAGAUUGUCAUCCAGGCUGUAAAUUUCAUAAGGUCCAAGGGAUUGAAUCAUCGCCAAUUCCAGGAAUUCCUAAAAUUUAUGGAUGCUGAGUAUGGGGACAUAAUUUACUUUUCUGAAGUAAGAUGGUUAUGUCGAGGGAAAAUGCUGGCAAGAUUUUAUGAUCUGAGAAAUGAAAUCAAGUAAUUUAUGGAAUCUAAAACAAAAUGUGUGCCAGAACUUGACGAUGAAAACUGGCUCACAGAUUUGGCAUUUUUAGUCGACUUGACCACUCAUUUAAAUGAGUUAAACAUGCGUCUUCAAGGUGAAAACCAAUUGAUCAGCACAAUGUUUCAAACUAUAACAUUGUUCGAAAUGAAACUGAAACUAUGGCAUUCUCAAAUGAAGGCAAAAAAUUUGAUGCAUUUUAGCACAUUGGCUAAACACGCCUCUGUGAACACGGAAAAAUAUGCAGUCUUGCUUUUCAAUUUGGUACAGGAAUUUGAGAACAGGUUUCAAGAUUUUAGAAAAAAUCAGCCAUCUUUUCUGAUAUUUGCAACUCCAUUUUCAGUGGACAUUAAUAUAUUACCUGCCAAUUUGCAAAUGGAAUGCAUAGAGCUCCAAUCUGACAGUCAACUGAAAGAAAAAUUUGACCAUGUCUCUUUAAUGGACUUCUAUAAGAUAUAUGUUCCCAGAGAAAAUAUCCUUUACUUCACAAUCAUGCCUUAUUCAUGCCAUCGCUAUUUGGAAGCACCUACAUUUGUGAGCAGCUAUUUUCAAGGAUGAAGCACACAAAGAA
Molecule: messenger RNA, 3358 nt
Organism: Pseudophryne corroboree (corroboree frog)
Lineage: Eukaryota; Metazoa; Chordata; Amphibia; Anura; Myobatrachidae
Exons: 4
Coding region: 466-1446 (326 amino acids)
Source: RefSeq, a predicted model, not a curated record